This is a messenger RNA of Hibiscus syriacus, 1260 nucleotides long. RefSeq lists its product as uncharacterized. The coding region runs from base 1 to 1260 and encodes 419 amino acids. NCBI's taxonomy places the organism in Eukaryota, Viridiplantae, Streptophyta, Magnoliopsida, Malvales, Malvaceae. The record is from RefSeq and is a predicted model, not a curated record. The transcript is spliced from 5 exons.
AUGGAUGCUGAAUUGCUAGAUUUCUAUGGCAAGCUUAUUGGUGUUGUUGACCCUAAAGUUGUGAGCUGCUCUUCUGAAUGGCUUAAGGAUCUCCUGGGCAACUCCUUGCCUGUUGAUGCAGAGAGGAUUCUUGAGGGAGAGGUUUCAGAUAGAGAAAUUAAGGAAGCCUUGUUUAGGCAAAGGAAAGACAAAAGUCUUGGGCCAGAUGGCUACACCUCCUGGUUCUUCAAGGUUGCUUGGGAAAUUGUGCACAAAGACUUCCUCAGUGCAAUGAGGAUUUUGGUCUCUAGGCUAGCCCAAUUCUUUCCCAAGAUGAUUUCUGCUAGCCAAUCCGCUUUUGUUAAGGGCAGAAGUAUCACAGAUAACACUUUACUAGCACAGGAAAUUGUUAGGGGUUAUUCUAGAAAGAACCUCUCACCUAGGUGUGCAAUUAAAGUGGACAUGCAGAAAGCUUUUGAUUCAUUUAGCUGGGAUUUUUUGUUAAAUGUUAUGGGUGCUAUGGCGCUGCCUGCUAGGUUCUGUGCUAAGGGUGUUAGACAAGGGGACCCUCUGUCCCCUUAUCUGUUUGUGAUAGUCAUGAAUGUGCUAUCCAAAUUGCUUGAUGCUGCAGCCAAAAACGGAGUGACAAGUAUUUUAAAUGUGUUUUAUGAAUUAUUUGGGCUCAAACUCAAUGUUAUGAAGACUGAGCUUUUUACUUGUGGGAUUAAUGGGGAUGAUUUGGUAUAUAUUCAAAGGACAAUUGGUUUUAGGGUUGGUCAACUCCCUGUCAGGUACUUGGGGGUGCCCCUAGUGACCCGGAAACUCUCUAAGAAAGACUGUGCAGCUCUGCUCGGAAGGAUCAAGGACAAGCUAAGGCAGUGGUCUAGUAGAAAGCUAAGCUUUGGUGGUCGGCUGCAGUUUAUAAAAGCAGUUUUGUUCAGUAUUUUUAAUUACUGGAGCAUGAAACUAAUCAAGUUGCGUGAGGAGGCAAGAAGGUUAUUUACUGCUUCGGUAUGUUGGUCACAAGUAAAUGGGAGCUGGAUUUGGGAUAAGAUUCGGGAAAAGAGAAGCAAAGUGGCCUGGCACCGUAUCAUCUGGUUCCCUGCCCAUAUUCCCAAGUUCUCGUUGAUCACGUGGAUGGCAACUCUUGAUAGGCUGCUUACUAAGGAGAGGUUGAGCAGAUUUGGCAUGGUGGUUGAUGCUAAUUGUGUGUUUUGUGGUGCUGAGCAGGAAUCCAGAACACAUAUUUUCUUGGACUGCUCUUUCUCAAAUGAGGUAUGA